Messenger RNA from Didymodactylos carnosus, 1164 nucleotides. The record is from the annotation of a GenBank genome assembly. NCBI's taxonomy places the organism in Eukaryota, Metazoa, Rotifera, Eurotatoria, Philodinida, Philodinidae.
AUGGUUACAAUAGAAAAAUUUAGUAGAAAACGUUCGGCACCCGAAACUACAAAAUCAAAACAUUCAAAAUUAAAAAAGCAUCUUAAAUCGUAUAAUAAUAAUAACAAAAGUCAUGAAGAUGAUACAAGUUCACCAAUCAAUGGUACACGAAUAACAGAAUGGAAAGAAUAUGAAAAAUGGAAAGAGGUACGUGGUGAUAUUGAACCGGCAAUGAAUUAUGUUGAAAUAACACAGGAAACUAUUGAAGAAUUGAAAAAAAUUAAAAAUAUUAUUGGCGAUUAUAUUUGUCAAUUGUGUAAAGUCAAAUAUGAAAAUGCAUUUCAAUUAGCUAUGCACAAAUGUCCAAGAGUUGUACAUAUUGAAUUUCGCUGCCCUGAUUGUGAUAAAACUUUCAACUGUCCAGCAAAUCUAGCGUCUCACCGUCGCUGGCAUAAACCCGAGAAUAUCCAUGAUAAACCUCGCUAUUCUUCAAGAUCAGAUUCAUGCUCAACAUCGUCACUAUCAGAUACAAUCAACGUCAAUGAAACAAAGCCUGAAAAGCAAGUGAUAACAAUUCAUAGAAAUUUGACUCUUGAAAGACAACACCCCAAAUUAGCAACGAAUGAAAUUGUCGAACCGAAUAUAAGACAAAUAUCGAGUUUAAUAACAAAUCAUGAGUCAAACAUCAGUUCGUUUCAAAAUACAUUACCGACUUACUCAGCAUCAACAUGUUACAGACCUAUUCACAACGCACCAUUUCAUUCUUCUCUCAAUAUUUCGCCUCCCGUUCAUAAAACAUCGUUCGAUGGUACACUAGAUUCUGUUGCGAAUAAAACAAUAGCAAAUUUUUUAUCAAGCAUAGCGCCAUUAAAUCGAACAUUUGUAAAUCCUGUAUUAGGCCAUAUCUUCGAUAGACCACAAGAUCAUUCUCUGCUAACUCAAUUUGUUUUAGAACAUAAUCUUCAAUUGUUUCCGACCAACUAUAAUCAUUUAACUACCGCAUUUCGUGAAUAUCAACACAACAAUAGCGGCAAGCACUUUCAACAAGCUUGUAUAUUUUGUUCGGAACAAUUUCUUGAUUUAAAACGACUGACUCAGCAUAUUCAGAAAAAACAUGCUGUAAAAAGAAAAAACAUCCCGAAUAUUAAUACGAGUUCAUCUUUAAUAGUAGAACAAAAUAAUUGA